AUGCUUUUGGCCGAGGCUUCAGCCUUCGAGCGAGACCUGGGGAGUCUCCCGCUCCCGCGGUCGGGAUCCGGCGACGGCUGCUGCUCCUCCUCCUCUCUGGGGCGACCAUUUCCCAAACGGCUGCUGCCCCCCUCUUACAUCUGGUUGUGGGAUUCAGUUAAUUUUGGGGAAGAGCGGAGCAGAGUCGCUGUGGUUAGCGCAAUUUGUCUUUGCCACCUCCCCUGCGGGGUGAGGACAGAGCGGGCGAGUAUCCGCGCUGACCUGGGACCUCCCGGCCCUUCUCCUUUGCUUGCAGAGGCUCUCCUCGAGCAGGCCAUGAUCGGGCCGUCACCGAACCCACUCAUCUUGUCCUACCUGAAAUACGCUAUCAGCUCCCAGAUGGUGUCUUAUUCCACGGUCCUGACGGCCAUCAGCAAGUUCGAUGACUUCUCCCGGGAUCUGUGUGUCCAGUCGCUCUUGGAGAUCAUGGACAUGUUCUGCGACCGCCUCAGCUGCCACGGGAAAGCAGAGGAGUGCAUCAGCCUCUGCCGGGCGCUGAUGAGUGCCCUCAACUGGCUCCUGCGCUGCGCGGCCUUCUACACCGAGAAGGUGAAGGAGACGCUGGAGCAGGCGGCAGCCGAGAGCCAGCUGAAGAUGUGUCUGGAGCGGCUGGAGAAGAUGCUCAGCAGCACCAAGAACCGUGCCCUGAUCCACAUCGCGAAGCUGGAGGAGACGUCGUCCUGGAGCACCGUGGAGCAAUCCCUCCUCAAGUUGGGGGAGAACCUGAACAGCCUCAGCAACUCCCCACUGCGAAGCCAGGCUGACAACUGCGUCUCCCUCAUCAAGAGCAUCCCCACCAUGCUCUCGGUGCACUCGGAGCAGCUGAACAAGACCGGCUUCCCCACCGUGCACGCCGUGGUGCUGCUGGAGGGGACCAUGAACCUCACGGGAGACACCCAGCCACUGGUGGAGCAGCUGAUGAUGGUGAAGAGGAUGCAGCACAUUCCCUCCCCGCUGUUCGUGCUGGAGAUCUGGAAGGCCUGUUUAGUGGGUCUCAUCGAGUCCCCGGAGGGCACGGAGGAGCUGAAGUGGACAGCCUUCACCUUCCUGAAGAUCCCCCAGGUUCUGGUUAAACUCAAGAAGUAUCCCCAAGGGGAGAAGGACUUCACCGAGGACGUGAACUGUGCCUUCGAGUUCCUGCUGAAGCUGACCCCGCUGCUCGACAAAGCAGAUCAGCGAUGCAACUGCGACUGCAUGAGUCUCCUCCUGCAGGAGUGUGGCAAGCAGGGGCUGCUUUCAGAGGCCAACAUGACUAACCUGACCGACAAACGGACGGAGGACAGAAAGCACGCGCCCUGCUUGAAAUCGGCAGAGAAUGCCAACAUCCAGCCAAACCCGGGGCUCAUCCUGAGGGCCGAGCCGACUGUCACCAACAUCCUCAAGACCAUGGAUGCGGAUCACUCCAAGUCCCCUGAGGGCUUGCUGGGGGUCUUGGGUCACAUGCUGUCUGGGAAGAGCCUGGACUUGCUGCUGGCAGCGGCAGCAGCGACCGGCAAGCUGAAAUCCUUUGCUCGGAAGUUCAUCAAGGGUGGGGGUCAGACCUCUGGGUGGGGGUCCCCAGCAGGGUCCGUGCAGGUGACAGGCCGCGUGGCAGACCCUGUCCCGGUUCCCUUCCAGAUGAUCCUGUCGGAGUCGAGCCCGGCGGGCGAGGUGCCCUUCUUCGAGACCUGGAUGCUGACCUGCAUGCCCGAGGAGGGGAAGAUCCUCAACCCCGACCACCCCUGCUUCCGCCCUGACUCCACCAAGGUGGAGUCCCUGGUCGCCCUCCUCAACAACUCCUCCGAGAUGAAGCUGGUGCAGAUGAAGUGGCACGAGGCGUGUUUGAGCAUCUCGGCCGCCAUCCUGGAGAUCCUCAACGCCUGGGAGAACAGUGUCCUCACCUUUGAGUCCAUCCAGAAAAUCACAGACAACAUCAAGGGGAAGGUGUGCAGCAUGGCCGUGUGCGCGGUGGCCUGGCUGGUGGCCCACGUCCGCAUGCUGGGCCUGGAUGAGCGGGAGAAGUCCCUGCAGAUGAUCCGGCAACUGGCCACCCCCCUGUACGGCGAGAACACGCUGCAGUUCUACAACGAGCGCGUGGUGAUCAUGAGCUCCAUCCUGGAGCACAUGUGCGCGGACGUGCUGCAGCAGACGGCCACGCAGAUCAAGUUCCCUUCCACGGGCAUGGACACCAUUCCCUACUGGAACCUGCUGCCCCCCAAGAAGCCCAUCAAGGAGGUGCUCACGAGCAUGUUCACCAAGGUGCUGGAGAAGGGCUGGGUCGACAGCCACUCCAUCCACAUCUUCGACACCCUGCUGCACAUGGGGGGUGUCUACUGGUUCUGCAACAACCUGGUCAAGGAGCUGCUGAAGGAGACGCGGAAGGAGCACACGCUGCGGGCUGUGGAGCUGCUUUAUGCCAUCUUCUGCCUGGACAUGCAGCAGCUGACGCUGACCCUGCUGGGCCACAUCCUGCCCAACCUGCUGACGGACUCCUCCAAGUGGCACACGCUCAUGGACCCGCCGGGGAAGGCUCUGGCCAAGCUCUCUGUCUGGUGUGCCCUCAGCUCCUACUCCUCCCACAACAAGGGCCAGGCAUCUGCCAGGCAGAAGAAGAGGCACCGGGAGGAUAUUGAGGAUUACAUCAGCCUGUUCCCGCUGGACGACACGCAGCCCUCCAAGCUCAUGCGCCUGCUCAGCUCCAACGAGGAGGACGCCAACGUCCUCUCCAGCCCCAAUCGCUCGAUGAGCAGCUCGCUCUCCGCCUCCCAGCUCCACACCGUCAGCAUGAGGGACCCGCUGAACAGGGUGCUAGCAAACCUCUUCCUGCUCAUCUCCUCCAUCCUGGGGGCCAAGACAGCCGGCCCGCACACCCAGUUUGUCCAGUGGUUCAUGGAGGAGUGUGUGGACUGCCUGGAGCAGGGCAGCCGCGGCAGCAUCCUCCAGUUCAUGCCCUUCACCAUGGUUUCGGAGCUGGUGAAAGUGUCCACCAUGUCCAGUCCUAAAAUUGUCCUGGCCAUCACGGAUCUCAGCCUGCCCCUGGGCCGCCGUGUCGCUGCCAAGGCCAUCGCCGCGCUGUGAGCGCGACGCCUCCCUUCUGCCGUGCAGGAGGGGGCGGCCGGGCAGCCCCCGGGAAAUCCGGGACAACCUGGGUGUGGGACUGGGACUGGGAUGACUGGGACAGCCUCGGCGUCCCUGCAGGCUCAGCCCAGCCCUCCGCGGGUGGCCGCUUCCUUCGGCUUGCUGCCCCGUGCUGGGCUUUCAGAGACUCGGACAAACCCCCUGCUUUUUUUUUUUCUAUAAUUCGGUGCUUUUGUAGAACCAGGUUUUGCUUCA
Molecule: messenger RNA, 3351 nt
Organism: Athene cunicularia (burrowing owl)
Lineage: Eukaryota; Metazoa; Chordata; Aves; Strigiformes; Strigidae
Gene: MED24
Product: mediator complex subunit 24
Exons: 23
Coding region: 1-3096 (1031 amino acids)
Cellular component (GO): mediator complex
Molecular function (GO): transcription coregulator activity
Source: RefSeq, a predicted model, not a curated record